GCGAGCGAGCGAGCUGAGCGGCAACAGUGGCGGCAACGCCGACAGCGCGGGGGGCAGUGGCGGCGGCGGGGACUGAGCGCGGCCGCGGCUGCAGGAGGCGGAGGAACAGCAGCAGCGGCGGGGCUGGCUGGCACGGUUUUGGAAAACUGAAAUUUCAAAACCAGCGAUCAACCUGUACCCAAACUCUUUCAUGAUAGAAGGAAGUGAAGUUUUUCCCGUGGUGCCGAGCAGCUGCACUUGUCAGAAUUGUGGCUGUACUAAUACUGCUGCUGAAUUGGUGCUUUAAGGAUUUGCCUUUUCUCAAUUUCUUUACUUGCCUAUCAGACAUUAUGAGGAGAUUGGCUUUUCGUGGUGCUGGUUGUACUCUGAAGAAGUUGGAUUCCAUGGGUUCCAAAAGGCGAAGGGCUACUUCUCCUUCCAGCAGUGUCAGUGGAGGGGAUUUUGAUGACAGUCACCACUCCACAAAUACACCAGGCCCGAGUAGGAAGAGGAGAAGACUCUCCAAUCUCCCAACAGUUGAUCCUAUUGCUGUGUGCCAUGAAUUAUACAAUACAAUCAGAGAUUACAAAGAUGAACAAGGGAGGCUUUUAUGUGAGCUUUUCAUUAGGGCCCCCAAACGAAGAAAUCAGCCAGAUUACUAUGAAGUGGUUUCUCAGCCUAUUGAUUUAAUGAAAAUCCAACAGAGGCUAAAAAUGGAGGAAUAUGAUGAUGUGAAUGUGCUAACGACUGACUUCCAGUUGCUAUUUAAUAAUGCGAAAUCCUAUUAUAAGCCAGAUUCUCCUGAAUAUAAGGCUGCCUGCAAGCUGUGGGAUUUAUAUAUACGCACAAAAAAUGAGUUUGUUCAGAAAGGAGAUGCCGAGGAGGAGGAAGAUGAUGAUGAGGGCCAUGACAAUCAAGGGACAAUUUCUGAAUUAUCUUCUCCAGGUUAUUUAAAAGAAAUUCUUGAGCAGCUUCUUGAAGCCAUAGCUGUAGCUACAAACCCAUCAGGCCGCCUCAUUAGUGAGCUUUUUCAGAAGCUUCCCUCUAAAGUGCAAUAUCCUGACUAUUAUGCAAUAAUUAAGGAGCCCAUAGAUCUGAAGACUAUUGCCCAGCGAAUACAGAAUGGGAGCUAUAAAAGCAUUCAUGCAAUGGCCAAGGACAUAGAUCUACUAGUUAAGAAUGCCAAAACCUACAAUGAGCCUGGGUCUCAAGUGUUCAAGGAUGCAAAUGCAAUAAAAAAAAUAUUUAACAUGAAAAAGGCAGAAAUUGAGCAUUCAGAAUUGACCAAAUCAAGUCUCCGAGUCAGGACUUCAAAUUUGGCUGCUUCCAAGCUGACAGGUCCUUCAUCACAGGGUAAAGGCAGUGUUGUCGAUGAGAGAAAUUCUGCUAAUAAAUAUUACCGUAACAAAAGGGCUGUCCAAGGGGAUCGCUUAUCAGCAAUAACCAUGGCACUGCAAUAUGGAUCUGAAAGUGAUGAAGAUGCUGUUUUGGCUGCUGCUGCUCGUUAUGAAGAAGGGGAGUCUGAAGCCGAGAGUAUUACUUCCUUUAUGGAUGCUUCCAAUCCUCUCUAUCAGCUUUUUGAUAUAGUCCGAAGCUGCCGGAACAACCAGGGUCAGCUCAUAUCGGAACCCUUUUUCCAUUUGCCCUCCAAGAAAAAGUAUCCUGAUUAUUAUCAGCAAAUCAAAAUGCCUAUUUCACUGCAGCAAAUCAGAACAAAACUGAAGAACCAUGAAUAUGAAACGCUUGACCAUUUGGAAUGUGAUCUAAACUUGAUGUUUGAAAAUGCCAAACGUUAUAAUGUUCCAAAUUCAGCCAUUUAUAAGAGAGUAUUGAAAAUGCAGCAGGUUAUGCAGGCAAAGAAGAAGGAGCUAGCCAGAAGAGAUGAGAUAGAGGACGGAGAUAGUAUGAUCUCUUCUGCUACAUCUGAUGCUGGAAGUUCAAAAAGAAAAAGCAAAAAGAACAUAAAGAAACAGCGAAUGAAAAUUUUAUACAAUGUUGUUCUUGAGGCGCGAGAACCUGGCACUGGUCGAAGAUUGUGUGAGCUGUUUAUGGUGAAACCUUCAAAAAAAGACUAUCCAGAUUACUACAAAAUCAUCUUGGAGCCAAUGGAUUUAAAAAUAAUAGAGCACAAUAUCCGCAGUGACAAGUAUUCUGGGGAGGAGACUAUGAUAGAAGAUAUGAAGUUAAUGUUUCGAAAUGCAAGACAUUAUAAUGAAGAGGGAUCUCAGGUAUACAAUGAUGCUCAUAUCUUGGAGAAGAUUCUUAAAGAAAAGCGGAAAGAGCUCGGACCUCUGCUUGAAGAUGAUGAGGUUGCUUCCCCUAAAUUGAAAUUAAGUAGGAAGACUGGCAUAUCUCCUAAAAAAUCAAAAUACAUGACUCCAAUGCAACAGAAACUUAAUGAGGUAUAUGAGGCAGUGAAGAACUACACUGAUAAGCGAGGUAGAAGACUCAGUGCUAUCUUCCUGCGACUUCCAUCUCGAUCAGAGCUUCCUGACUACUAUUUGACCAUUAAAAGGCCAGUUGAUAUGGAGAAAAUCAGAAGUCACAUGAUGGCCAACAAGUACCAAGACAUAGAUGCCAUGGUUGAAGAUUUUGUAAUGAUGUUCAAUAAUGCCUGCACGUACAAUGAGCCAGAAUCCUUGAUCUACAAAGAUGCCCUGGUCCUACAUAAAGUUUUGCUUGAGACUAGAAGAGACAUAGAAGGAGAUGAGGAUUCUCACGUUCCAAAUGUAACACUGCUGAUCCAAGAACUCAUACAUAAUCUUUUUGUCUCUGUAAUGAGUCAUCAGGAUGAUGAAGGCAGGUGCUAUAGUGACUCCUUAGCUGAAAUUCCUGCUGUUGAUCCCAAUUUCCCAAAUAAGCCACCCCUGACUUUUGAUAUCAUUCGAAAGAAUGUAGAAAAUAACCGCUAUACGAGACUGGACUUGUUCCAAGAGCACAUGUUUGAAGUGCUGGAACGAGCAAGGAGGAUGAACCGGACUGAUUCAGAGAUUUAUGAGGAUGCAGUUGAACUUCAACAGUUCUUUAUCAAAAUCCGCGAUGAACUCUGUAAGAAUGGUGAGAUCCUGUUAUCACCAGCCCUUAGCUAUACCACCAAACAUCUUCAUAAUGAUGUAGAAAAAGAAAAGAAGGAAAAGCUCCCAAGGGAAAUGGAGGAGGACAAACUUAAAAGAGAAGAGGAAAAGAGAGAAGCUGAAAAGAGCGAAGACUCUUCUGGAGGAUCAGGAUUGUCUAGUUUACACAGGACAUAUAGCCAAGACUGCAGCUUUAAGAACAGCAUGUAUCAUGUUGGGGAUUAUGUGUAUGUUGAACCUGCAGAAGCCAAUUUGCAACCUCAUAUAGUCUGUAUUGAACGACUGUGGGAAGAUUCAGCUGGGGAAAAAUGGUUGUAUGGCUGCUGGUUUUAUCGACCAAAUGAAACAUUCCAUCUUGCUACUCGAAAGUUUUUGGAGAAGGAAGUAUUUAAGAGUGACUACUAUAACAAAGUUCCUGUGAGCAAAAUUCUAGGCAAAUGUGUGGUCAUGUUCGUUAAGGAGUAUUUUAAGCUGUGUCCAGAAAACUUUAGAGAUGAAGAUGUCUAUGUUUGUGAAUCGCGUUAUUCGGCGAAGACAAAGUCUUUUAAGAAGAUUAAAUUGUGGACUAUGCCAAUUAGCUCUGUACGAUUUGUUCCUCGAGAUGUACCUUUGCCUGUGGUUCGUGUUGCAUCAGUGUUUGCUAAUACAGACAAAGUUAAUGAAGAAAAACACAUUGAAACACCUGAGGAAAACAAAGUGGGAGAUAAUGCCCUUAGCCUUGAAAAGGAUAAAGAAGAUGUUCCAGUAGAAAUGUCAAAUGGAGAACCUGGUUGUCACUACUAUGAACAGCUUUGUUACAAUGAUAUGUGGCUGAAGGUUGGAGAUUGCGUCUUUAUAAAAUCACAUGGUUUAGUCCGACCACGAGUUGGCAGAAUAGAAAAAAUGUGGGUAAGAGAUGGAGCUGCCUACUUUUUUGGCCCAAUCUUUAUACAUCCAGAGGAAACGGAACAUGAGCCAACUAAGAUGUUCUACAAGAAGGAAGUAUUUUUGAGUAACCUGGAAGAGACCUGCCCCAUGACAUGCAUUCUUGGAAAAUGUGCUGUGUUGUCUUUCAAAGACUUCCUGUCCUGUAGGCCAACUGAAAUUCCUGAAAAUGAUGUUCUCCUCUGUGAAAGCCGCUAUAAUGAAAGUGACAAACAGAUGAAGAAAUUUAAGGGAUUGAAAAGAUUUUCUCUUUCUGCAAAAGUAGUAGAUGAUGAAAUUUACUACUUCAGGAAACCCAUAGUUCCUCAGAAGGAGCCAUCUCCACUGCUUGAAAAGAAGAUUCAGCAGCUAGAAGCAAAAUUUGCUGAGCUGGAAGGAGGUGAUGAAGACAUUGAAGAGAUUGGGGAAGAGGAAGGUGAAGUUACAGAAGCACCAGCAAUACCUCAGCUUCAGACUCCGCUGUCUAAUGAAUUGGAUAUAAUGCCAUAUACUCCACCACAAUCUACUCCCAAGUCUGCCAAGGGCAGUGUGAAAAAGGAAGGCUCAAAAAGGAAGAUCAACAUGAGUGGUUACAUUCUUUUUAGUAGUGAGAUGAGAGCUGUUAUUAAAGCUCAGCACCCAGACUAUUCCUUUGGAGAGCUCAGUAGACUCGUUGGAACAGAAUGGAGAAACUUGGAGGCAUCCAAGAAAGCGGAGUAUGAAGAGCGGGCAGCUAAAGUUGCUGAGCAGCAGGAGAGAGAACGAGCAGCACAGCAACAGCAGCAGAAUUCCUCUCCCCGGGCAGGCACUCCUGUGGGGGCUCUUAUGGGGGUGGUGCCGCCACCAACACCAAUGGGGAUGCUCAAUCCGCAGUUGACACCUGUUGCAGGCAUGAUAGGUGGUUAUCCACCAGUGCUGCCACCUUUACAGGGCCCAGUUGAUGGCAUGGUUAGCAUGGGCAGCAUGCAGCCACUUCACCCUGGGGUGCCUCCACCCCACCAACUUCCACCAGGCAUGCCAGGCAUCCCACCACCGGGUGUUAUAGGCCAGAGUGUUUCCUCCAUGGUAGGACCCCCAGCUCCAGGAAGUCCAUUUGGACAGCAGAUGGGUAUCCUUGGUCCACCAGGCCAGCAGGCACCGCCUCCCUAUCCUGGUCAAAAUCCAGCAACCCAGCAGGUCAUGCAGCAACCUACAACUCCUAUGUUCGUCUCGCCUCCACCAAAGACACAGAGGCUUCUUCACUCUGAGGCUUAUCUGAAAUACAUCGAGGGUCUUAGUGCUGAUUCAAGUAGUAUUAGCAAGUGGGACCAGACCCUUUCAGCACGAAGACGUGAUGUCCAUCUCUCAAAAGAACAAGAAAGCCGUCUUCCUACACACUGGUUGAAGAGCAAAGGGGCCCAUACAACAAUGGCAGAUGCAUUAUGGCGCCUUCGAGACUUGAUGUUGAGAGAUACUCUUAAUAUCCGUCAAGCAUACAACAUAGAAAAUGUUUAAUAUUCUUUCGAUACCGACAUAUAAAAAGUUCGUGGAACAAUAGCUGUUUUAGUUAUUGGUGGGAGAGGGCAAACUGUUUUUUAUUGCAUCUUACUGUACAUUGCAAGAUUGUUUUUUAUAUAAGGACACUUUUAAUAAGCAUAUUUCACUUUUUGUUAUGUUGACUUUUCUUAAAUAUACAGACUUGUGCAUAUGGUUCUUUGAAAGAUGAUCUCAUAUUUGGUUAUAAAUGCAAAACAAGAUUCCAUCCUUUUUCUUCACAUUGAGAUUCCGAUGCCAUCAGUUUUUUGUUUUUUUAAGCAGCAAAAUAGUGUUUACAAUUUAGCUAAGAGAAAUAUGAAACUACUUCUGAUUUACAUCUUAGCGGAAUGAGCAUCCAUGUGCUUGUGUGGUAGUGACCAAUACAUCACGUGAAUGAAAAGGCUUUCUUUAAAUAAAGUGAUCGUGAGUGGGGAGGGGAUGGAAUUGACUUAGUAAAUUUAAGACUUCAAAUACUUGAUUGUUAAAAGGAUCCCUUGAGAUAAAAGGAAAAAUAGGCAGUCCCUUCAAUUAGACAAAUGCCUGUUGGUACAUGCAAGUUCCAAGGAUGGUUUGUGUUGAUGAGUUCACUCCCUAUGUGAAAAACUUUGCAAACAUGGAAACUUGGAUGUGAUGUUAGUCAGCAUUGGCCUAGUGAGAGAAUAUAUCAGCUACUGUGUUUCUCCAGAAUGAAAUUUGUGCUCAUCACCAUGGCAGCUUUCUUUAGGGAGAUAGUUGGGGAAGCAUAAGUGUAAAAAGGUGCACGUAUUUCUUUGCUUUCUAAUGUGCUUUUAAAUUCCCAGAAUAUUUUAACAGAACAUUUUAAAAAACAAUUUGGGGCUUUUAAAGUAUAGGGCUUUUAUUGCCAGGACCUGCAUAUAGGAUUCUUUGACAGUUGAAUCAACAGAAUUAGAUGUUUUUCUGUUCAGUUUCAAGCUAAUACUUCAAGUCUAAUGCAGAUUUUAGCUCUGAUAUUAGAAGGUAAGUAACGAGACAUGUAGAACAGACAUUUAUGUAAACAUAUCUAGCUUCUUUAAAUAUGUGUUCUGUUAAUGAUUUGUCAUUUUGACUUUUUUGUGGGGUUUUUUUUAAUAAGAAUUAUUUUAUUUUAUUUACUCUGAUGAAAGCACUGUUGUCCAGGUGUUCCGAAUUUUAACAUGCAAUGCUUAUAAUGUCAACAAAGCAUAAGAUUCAUAGAGAGGAGACUUAUGACCUGAUCCUGCAUAUAUUUAUUUAGAAGUAACAUACAUCUUAAUAAAAAGUACUUCCAAAUAAACUGCUUGGGAUCACAGGCAUUGCUGUUACAACAAUUGCCUUCUCAAAUAACAAUGGUUGCAAUCCAGAGAGCUCCUCUAGGCAUGUAAGAGAUCUGGGGUGAGGCCAGUUGGACUUUUGACCAUUUUUGUUCAUUUAAUUUGAAAUUAACAAAAUUUCAAAAAUAAAUGAACAUCCCAGCCUGUGGAAGUUAGCUGUUCAGUUCUCUGGUUUGAUGCCUAGCUAUAUAGUUAUCUAUACAUAAAAUGUAUAUAGUAGGAUUUCCUAGUUUCACAGCUUCCCUCUAUUCAGGCAAUGUCUCCUGGUUUACAGCAAUACUUUUUGAGUUUGUAAUUUUUUUUUCAUUUUAGAAAACAGCUUUGAGUUGUGACAGGAGUUAGAAAGGCUUAUGAAUACAAUACAGUCUAAAAGUAAACAUGGAUUCAGAGGAACAGUUUAAAAACGUUUGCACCAACCAACAAGAUAAACCUUACAUAAAUGUGAUUCAAAAAACCUUGUGGUGUUAGAAGCCUUGCUUAAUUAUAAUUUGAUUUGUGGCCUUGUUGGCUUCAGUGAGUGAGUGGUUCUCUAGGAAAGCAAACUUUUGUUGGACCAGCUUUUAGUUUACCCUGUGAAAGUUAUGUCCCUUUACCUAUUCUCAAUAGAAAUUAAGAAAAUGUAACCUAUGUAAAAUUAGUUGACAUUUCUGGAUCUGUUUCAGUGGUACAAUGUAUAAUGAUCAUGGCAGCAAGUAGCUUGUGUAAAAUAUAAGCCAAAUGGUACAGCUCUUCACAUGAGGUACAAACGUAAAAUUCAACUUAACAUCCCCAAAAGGAAUUGUUUUAUAUGCUUAAAACUCUACAAGCUGUGGUAUAUACAUCCUUAGUUUAUAUCCUUUUGCAGUAUUUUAAAACCUCAUUGAGAUACAGAAGUGCUGCUUCCCACCCCCACCCACCCCGGUGUGUGUAUGCACCCAGGAGUUUCCCUGAAUAGAAUUUGCAGCCAUUCCCAACACUAAACCAGCUCAGAGCUGAGAACUGCUGAAGUGAGUACAUGUGUGCUCUUCUGGAUCGUGGCCACUAAGUUUCAAAUCACCUCAGGCAUUGCAGUUUUCAACAACAAAGUCAGAAGAAGCAGGCAUAAGUCCUAGUUCUAAGAACUACCAUGAACUUUUACUAAUACAAUCACUUGUUUUAGGCGUUGCAAAAAUGACACCAAAGAACCUGGAAUUUAUUUAUUUAUAUUUAUUUUUGAUAUUUCUUUGAAGAACAGGAUGAGACACCUUUUUUUAAAGCUAUAUAACUCAGAAGGAAUAGUGUUGAAUAAUCUGCAGCAUUGUCUUUCCCAGAUUUUUAAACUUGAAGGCAGCUUUAUCACUCCUCACCACUCCAGGAGUAAACAAUCAGAACUGUAAAAGGAGGCCUUAGCCCUUUUUUUGGCAGUGCAGAGCACUCCUCCUGUACCCUUAGGCUGGCCCUAAUUAUUUUAAAAUUUAAUUUAUUCCAAAAUCAUGUCUCUGUGUACUGGGGGCAUUUCAAUAACAUGUAGGAUUUAAGAUUUGAUGGCUACAAUCCAGUAUUGCACAACCAGCUAACUGAACUAUUUUCUAACAAUACAUUGUUGAAAAGAACAAACCAUGUCUUCUUUGUGGCCAUUUGAACCCAUUGUUGUUUUUCACAGCCACGCACUGUAUUGGAAUAAAAUAACUUUGAAUAUUCAAAUAAAAGUAUGGGAAAUAGUUGGCUUGCAUAAGUGGAAAAAAAUAAAUCUAUUUCAGUUUGCAAUUGGAAGUGAUUACCUUUUCAUCUCCUAUUCUUUAUUGCCCACUCUUUCCUGAAAGAGCAAAUGUGUUCAUGUAAUAAUUCAAGUUGAUGUUUAUAACUUUUCAGUGCAUAUGCUUUUUGACCUGGUUAAUCCAUGCCUCAUUUUUACUCCUGGCUGUAUACUCCAAUGAGUAGAAUUAUGAGUCAAUGUGCAUGUACUUCUCAGUUUGUCUUUCUGAGGCUUUUUAAUCUAAAUAAAAAUAGUUUGCUAUUUGGA
Molecule: messenger RNA, 8762 nt
Organism: Hemicordylus capensis (graceful crag lizard)
Lineage: Eukaryota; Metazoa; Chordata; Lepidosauria; Squamata; Cordylidae
Gene: PBRM1
Product: polybromo 1
Exons: 33
Coding region: 330-5450 (1706 amino acids)
Biological process (GO): chromatin remodeling
Cellular component (GO): RSC-type complex
Molecular function (GO): protein binding; chromatin binding
Source: RefSeq, a predicted model, not a curated record